This is a messenger RNA of Homarus americanus (American lobster), 2945 nucleotides long. RefSeq lists its product as uncharacterized. The transcript is spliced from 4 exons. The record is from RefSeq and is a predicted model, not a curated record. Bases 14 to 2848 code for a protein of 944 amino acids. Lineage: Eukaryota; Metazoa; Arthropoda; Malacostraca; Decapoda; Nephropidae. Gene Ontology annotation, cellular component: nucleus. Gene Ontology annotation, biological process: regulation of transcription by RNA polymerase II. Gene Ontology annotation, molecular function: RNA polymerase II cis-regulatory region sequence-specific DNA binding; DNA-binding transcription factor activity, RNA polymerase II-specific.
GGACGACCCAGACAUGUAUCAGGAUUCUGGUGGUGUGGAGGAUGCAGAGUACCACAUUAUGUAUGAUCACUAUGAUCACAUUAAGCUGCCACAGGACUCAGCAGCUACCCUCAAGCUGACCUCUGUAGUGCAUGAAGAAGCCACAGCUGUGUCUGGUACUGACUCUCUUACAACUCUCACCUUGUCAGGGGGUGAGGCAUUGGCUUCUUCAUCCCUAGUCAAUAAUGCUCUCUCUGCAACCACAGUUCUUACGACAAAUUCGGCACCACCUCUUUCUGCACCCGGUACACUUACCGACACCUCCCAUGCUGGUUCAAACCCCGUCCAAAUAAAUGGGACAGCUCUCUCUACAAGAAGCACAAUUUCACCUGCUAACAUAACUGCUGAUAAUAACUUUACAGGUGCUGUUAUCUCAAGUAAUGACACCCUUACUGUUGCUACAAUGUCUGCUGUGGGAUCAUUUACACCAAGUAGAACAUCUCACAUGGACAUGAACCAAAUUGUUAAUACAUCAGAUGAUGGUGUCAUCGAUGGUAACCUUGUUACUUCUUCCUCCAUAGAUGCUGUGGUAACAUCUAUGGUUGCCUCCUCAGAAUGUCAAAGUGUGACGUCAAAUUGUCAAAAAUUAUCACCACCACAGGUUAUAGUAAACCUCUUGGGGGACGAUUCAAUCAGGCUGGGUAUGGUUCGUAUUAUAACAGAGCCGGGUGUGGAAAGUGCAUCUCACCAUCCACAUGGCUUUAGUAUGAUUACAAGGAAUGGUACUCUUGUACAUAAUAAACUGUCAGAAAAUAGUAUCAUUAAUAGUGUUGAUUCUAACCAUUACCGGCAACCUGAAGUACUGAGACAAACCAUAAGAUCUGAAAAUGUGGAGUGGACUUGUGCUUACUGCAGACUGGCAUUCACAAGCUCAGAAGCUGUUGAGCACCAUCAAGAAAAAGACUGCACAGAGAACAACCGUAACAAUUUAACCCUGACAACCACGACAUCCCAGUCUACCGUUGAUGCUUUGAUGUCUCCUUUGAGACAAACCGAAGAGCCUACUUACGAACUCAAGAUAGAAAGAGGAGAUUCUCAGAGAAGUGAUGAAACUCAAAAUAUUCUUGAAGGAUAUCCCAUUCAAGAGGUUGAUGUGGAAGAUGGAAUGGAUUGUGAGACAAUGUGGAGCUGUGCUGUGUGUGGGAGUGAGUUCUCUCAACCCAAAGAUCUGAGACAACAUCACUUGACUCACACUGUUCAGGAACUGUCAUCAGCUUUAUUUAAGUUUACCAAACCACAUCAGAAAAUUAUACAAAGUCAUAAUACUGCCAGUCAACGUUCACUUGCCACAGCAACCAUUCAAAAUCUGCAGAACGGUAAUUCAGUCUGCAGAUGGAACAAAGACCGAACCAAUACAGCAAUAACAAAAAUAAAGGAGGAAAUGGUGGAUGACCCUGGUGACACACCCCCUCACACUCCUCCCCAAGAAAAAAUAAUUAACGAGACCAAAAGAAAGCCCGGUCCAAAAGCUAAGCCUCGUGAAAAAAAUGAAAAAAGAAAGUACGUUAGAAAGUUAGGAGAAGAUGGUAAGCCUCUUCGUCAGCGUGAAUAUAAGGCGCCUCCUGCAGGUAAGGGAAGUCGGGACCCACACCCUUGUUAUGUCUGUAGGAAGAUUUUAAGUUCCAGAGGUAAUCUGGCCAAGCACUUAGUGUUACACAGCAAGAAGAAACCAUGGGUGUGUGAUGCGUGUGGGGCCGAGUUCAACGCCAAGCGUGAUCAUUAUCACCACUAUAUGCAGCACCACACAAAUGAGAGGCCAAAUAUCUGUAAAGUUUGUGGGAAAGGUUAUGUUGACAGUAAUUACUUGCUAGAACAUAUGGUAUUUCAUACACAAGAAAAGCCAUUUUCAUGUGAUAUUUGUGGCAAAUUGUUUAGAACAGCAAGAUGUGUUGCAAGACAUAAAAAGAGACAUGAAAAGGAGAAACAUUUUGACUGUACAUUGUGUAUUAAGUCAUUUGCCGUAAAAGCUGAUCUCACAUCUCACAUUCGAAAAGUUCAUCGCAGUGAUAAAAAAUCUCAAUCCAUAAAACAUGUGAAUCUUCAGCACACCAUGCAACACCAACAACAGGAUCGAGAGACCCAAGCAAAAUCUAAGGACCUGACAGAAUUUUUGUUACCGGGAGGAACGCCUACUCAUCUCAUCCUGCCAAGUGCUAGUCUUAGUGGUUCUGUCUCUACAAAAGAUAGAAUCUUUAUCAGUAGUGAUCCCUUAACAGUACCCUCAAUGAUACCAAUAAGUGGUUCAGGGGAAAAUGGAGUCAAUUGUUCAUACGGAGUAGCAUUAACGGCACCAGCUGGAGGACCGGGAGGAACGUCGGCUGUUGAUGGUCAUACAGCAUACAUCAUGAUGAACAAUGGUGUUGAGGUUACUUCUGACAGAGUAUCAUCGACAGAUGGCCUUAACAUCAUGUACACCACCACACCAGCUUCUGCACAACAGGUGUGUGACCUUGAUGGGAGUCACCUGGAUGAAAUGCAACAACUGUCAUCAUCAGUGGUAAGUGGUGAUGGGCAGCUCCACGACUCAAACCUACUACACCAGCACCUUGACAAUCGACACCCAGGACAAGACACAGCGGUUGUAACUGCAGGUGAACCUGCAUUGGAUGAAACUCACAGAUCAGACCUCAACCUAAAUACCACCACAGGACAUCCAGCAGCGGAUAUCACAGCUAAUGGAAGCCACGACCCCACUACAGUCCACUCCACACAUGAUCCAAAUUCAAGUUUUCACCUGGAACUUAUCUCUCAGACAAUUCAACUAGAGUUACAAGAAUCACAGACUUCUUCUACAAGUUAUUUAGAGUAAAACUAAGAAUUAUUCAAAUAUUUUAUGCUACAAAAAUGUUAUUACAGUACAAGAAUUUUAUAUUAUUUUUCCUAUAAUAAAUAAAUGAAUUUUUAUA